AUGCAACGAGUGGCUGACGAUUUAUCAAGAGGCGAUGAUGAGAGUAUGGAUGAGGUUGUUCAAUGGAAUAAGGGUCUAGGUGACGAAGCCAGUGAAGAGUCAGGGGUGGUUCCAACCGCCGAAGAAGUGAUGAUAGCCAAUAUGGAUGGAAAUAAUAGUAACAAGCUGGAUAUAACGACAGCUGGGACCCAUGAAUUACUCGGAGAUCGAACAUCGAUGGAGCCACCAGACAGGAGAGACUUGAGUAGUGACGAAGGUUCACCCAUCACGGGUCAUGAUACCGAGUCUGUCUCUGCGGCAGAAAUAGACGUGUUAGAGAAGACGUACGUUUGCGUGGCUCAAGAGUUAUCCGCAGACGGAACGUUCGACAAUGAUGAUGAUGACUAUGUUUUCCAUGAAGCGAACUAUAUUUCGUUGGAGGAUUACGCGCAUGAGUUGGCAUUUUUGCCAGACUUAACCGAGCCCAGUGUCACAACACUAGACUACGACUCGCCAAAUGUCAAGAAUCCCGAGCUGAGCGGUGGCCAACAACAACAGUUGAUUGACGUACUGAAUAAGCACGAGUCGAUCAUGAUAUCGAGUGGUAAUGCACUACCACCACCUGCAUAUGGAGUCACCUGUGAUAUAGAUGCCGAUAAUCAUACUCCUAUCAAACAAAAGGCACGCAGAAUACCACUGAGGUUCCUGCAGAAGUUGUACGAGCUCCUGAAAGGGUUGCUCAAAGCAGAACUCAUUGCGUUUUCUAAUAGUCCAUGGGCAUCGCCAAUUGUUAUCGUGCUAAAGAAGAAUGACGAAGAUAUUCGAUUAUGUAUCGACUAUAAAAUGGUGAACCAUGUGACAACAGUGAUGGAAUACGCUAUGCCGCUAGUCGACGACCUAUUGACAGAACUGGAAAGCUAUCUUUGGUUCUGUUCUCUCGAUGCAGCAUGGGGGUUCUGGGCAAUCCUGAUGACCAUGAGAGCUAGGAAAAUUUCAGCAUUCGUUUUUGCAUUAGGCCAUUCGAAUGGUUACGAAUGCCAGUCCGAUCCAGUGCUCAGGUUGGUGAACACUGCAACAGCGGACAUGUUCGCGACAAACGAACCGGAUCAGUCAGUCUUAGUCCCGGUUUUUCAACGUCGGUCCUUCGUCGAUGAUGUUUGCUUCGGUGGUACUACGUUUGAAGAUUGUUUGGGUACGUUGGACAAACUCUUGAGGCGUUUCGAAGAAUGCAGGAUCAGUGUUAGUUUCACGAAAAGCAUUUUUUGUCAAUCGAAAGUGGAUUUCUUAUCUCAUGAAGUUUCCUCGGCUGGAAUCCGAGCAGACGUUGAAAAGAUGACUGCAAUUACGGAAUUACCUUUCCCAAAAUCGAAGAAAGGGGUGCAGCAGUUCCUCGGAGCGUUAAAUUACUAUGGACGCUUUAUCCAGGAUUUUGCAGUGUUUGGAGCCGUAUUGUAUCAGCUAAAAGACGAAGAUUUCACUGAGGAAGGUGACUUGUCCGGAGCAAAAGAGAGCUUCCGGAUCUUACAGCGUAAAGUGGCUGAGGCACCUAUACUCCGACACUUCGACAAAACCAAGGAAAUCUUUGUCAUGCUAUAUGCAAACGAGUGGGCGCUGAGCGCUACGCUAAUGCAAAUGCAUGACGACAAGUUACAUCCCGUUAGAUUCUGUGGACGAGUACACAAGGAUGCUGAAAUGAAUUUCCAUUCAGCGGAAAAAGAAACUUGUUAUACCCAACUUGCUGGAAAGAAACUUCAUGUGUAUACGAGGUUUUCGACAUUGGCAUGGGUGUACAAGUCGAAAUCGUUGUUCGGAAGAGCGGUACAGUUCGCUGUGCUGCUAUUGCCAUGGGAACUGGAAGUUGAACGGAUAAAAGAAAAAGAUUACCUUGAUGACUCGUUAGCUUUGGUACCACCGCCUACUAAAGGUUCGCCAAACACUCGACUGCAUCCCAGUUUGCUAUAUGCCCAACUACCAGUCGACUAUUGUGGAUACGUGCUGUCCUUUGAUGGCUCAGCGAAGACUGAGAAGAAUGGUGUAUGGAAGUUGUUCAUGGAUACUGUGGAAAUUGCCUGA
Phytophthora megakarya is the source of this 2052-nucleotide messenger RNA. Lineage: Eukaryota; Oomycota; Peronosporomycetes; Peronosporales; Peronosporaceae. The record is from the annotation of a GenBank genome assembly.